Plasmodium gonderi is the source of this 1179-nucleotide messenger RNA. RefSeq lists its product as hypothetical. The record is from RefSeq and is a predicted model, not a curated record. The transcript has a single exon. Bases 1 to 1179 code for a protein of 392 amino acids. Lineage: Eukaryota; Apicomplexa; Aconoidasida; Haemosporida; Plasmodiidae.
AUGGAUAAAUUAUAUGGAGACUAUGACAAGGUUUUUGAAAAGUAUAAAAACAGCAAUUUACACAAGAGAAAAAAUGAAAAGGAAAUAGCUCAGGACAGCAAGGUGGAAACAAAGGAAAAAAAUGCAUUGAAAAGGGAAAAAAAAGUGUAUGAAAAAAAACCUAAAAAGGGAAACAACCUCCCUUCAAGUGAAGGAAGAAAAGAUACCUUUACACAUCCGCAUAAUAACUUACCCACUGGAAUUCCAGAAUAUACCAUAAAGGGUAAAAAGAAGGACGACAAGGGUGGAACUAAAAAAGCCAACAAUGAUAGUACUCACGCUACCAACCAUGAAAACGGUUAUUCUAGCGAUCAUGCAAGCAAUCACCUUGGCAAUCACACUGCCAAUAAUGUCAGCAAUAAUCUAAACCCAAACUCUUAUCCCAACCCUGUCUCGAGCAAGCAGAAUGGAAGCAACUACAAUAGAAGUUGUAACAACAGCAACAAUAAUCAGGUGAGGGAACGCUCCGUAAACGAGUAUAAAAUAAGAAAAAAAGUUAGCAUAGAAAUUAACCAAAAGAUUUACAGCGAUUCUGAAAAUACACAUUUUGAUGAUAAAUCGUUUUUAGAAAACAAAUUUGGAAUGAAUGAAAAUAAUUACAACUCAAGAAAAAAAAAAAUAAAAAAUGAUGAUCAAAAAGUCAACAAAAAAAUGUUAAAUAAAAAAGACAAAAUCAAGUUUUUUGUAAAUUUUUUAUUUGUCCUUUAUUAUAUAUUUUUCCUUUUUCAUUAUAUAAUUGAAAUUCAAUUAAAUCAAAUAUAUAAUGUAGUUAUUAACACUUUUACCAUUAUAAUAACAACUGUGCUUUUAUGUUAUAUUUACUUUCUUAAGGCACGAAAUAAAAAACUUAAAAAAAUCAUCUUCUACAUAACUACGUAUAUAAAUUUGCUCUAUUGCUUGCAUAUAUUCAAUACAUUCACUUUUUGGUUAAAUAUAUACCUCAAUUUUACCUUAAGUAAGAGAAUAUAUUUAAAAUACAAAACAUUGUAUAAAAAUAUCUCCUUUGUAUUUUCAUACUUUAGUUUUGAUGAAAUUUUUUUUUUUCUUUUAAUUUUCUAUGCACUCUUUUUCCUAACAACAUCAAUGUUAACCUUUACUCUCUUUUAUUACAUAUAUAACUUUAUAAAUUAUUCCUUCUGA